Molecule: messenger RNA, 1814 nt
Organism: Callorhinchus milii (elephant shark)
Lineage: Eukaryota; Metazoa; Chordata; Chondrichthyes; Chimaeriformes; Callorhinchidae
Product: serine/threonine-protein kinase 17A-like
Exons: 8
Coding region: 91-1215 (374 amino acids)
Biological process (GO): intracellular signal transduction; protein phosphorylation; positive regulation of apoptotic process
Cellular component (GO): nucleus
Molecular function (GO): protein serine/threonine kinase activity; ATP binding
Source: RefSeq, a predicted model, not a curated record
UGUGUGUGUGUGUGUGAAACAAAAGGGGUUGUCAGAACAAAAUCACCAGCUGGUGGCAAACUUUGGUACAGACUUAAAGAGGGGAAGUGAAUGCCCACUCUUGGAAGGAUGAUGAAUCGCAAGGGGAUGGUGACAACGAUAUUGUCCCGAAUAAGAACCGACUCGUUCAACAGCAACUACACUCUUCUGGGGAAAGAGCUCGGAAGGGGCAAGUUUGCGGUGGUGAAGAAGUGCCUGGAGAACUCCUCGGGGAGGGAAUACGCGGCAAAGUUCCUGCGGAAGCGCAGGAAAGGUCAAGACUGCCGCACGGACAUCGUUCACGAGAUCGCCAUCCUGGAGAUGGCCAAGAGCAGCCCACACGUGGUGGAGCUGCACGAGGUGUACGAGACCCCGUCCGAGCUCAUCCUGGUGCUGGAAUAUGCAGCCGGUGGCGAGAUCUUUAACCAGUGUGUGGCGGAGAGAGACGAAGCUUUCAAGGAGAGGGACGUGAUCCGUCUGAUCAACCAGAUCCUGACCGGAGUGGCUUUCCUGCACAGGAACAAUGUGGUUCACCUGGACCUGAAGCCUCAGAACAUCCUCCUGACCAGCAGUAACCCUCUGGGAGACAUCCGGAUCGUGGACUUCGGGCUCUCGAGGAAGGUGGACAACGUGGAGGAGGUCAGGGAGAUCCUGGGCACCCCCGAGUACGUAGCUCCCGAAAUCUUAAACUAUGAGCCGAUCAGCACGGCGACAGACAUGUGGACUAUCGGAGUGCUGACGUACGUGAUGCUGACGGGAAUCUCCCCGUUCCUGGGCGAUGACAAACAGACCACGUACCUGAACAUCUCCCGGGUGGACGUCGACUACACUCAGGAUGUCUUCGAAGGCAUCUCCGACCUGGCCCUCGAUUUCCUCCAGACUCUCCUCAUCAAGGACCCGAGGAAAAGGACGAAGGCGGUUCAGUGCCUGGAGCACCCCUGGCUGUCGUCUGACCCACGGGUACCGAGACCGGUGAGCGGGUGGGGAGAGGAAGAGGAGGAUGAGGAGGAGGAGAAAGGGCGCGGAGCCGGGCAGCCGGGCAGCAGCUCGGAGAAGCUGGUGCUCGUGGCCUCCUACACGCUGUGCAGGCAGCUGGACGAGACCCUGGACACGAGCCGAGCCUCGGUACGCAAGCACUUUGCCUUCGAGGAGCCCUUCGCAAACUUGCCAGAGAUUCAGCAGGAAUUGGUUUGCUGAGAGCUUGAGGGAGAGACUUGGACUCCCAGUGCACACUGACUCCAAACGCCCUCUCCGCACCUGCGUUUAGCCUCCGAGUGAGAGGGUGGGGUAGGGGGGGGAAGGACAGCUGAAUUUUCCUUGAGGUCUUGACCUCGUCUAAAUGCCGGGCACUCACUCGGUCUGGGAUGAUCUCAAGCCUAAAUCUGAGCAAACAUAGCUUGUAUAUUCCACACACCCCCCCCCCCUCCACACCCCAGUGUAAGUCUGGGUGCGUGGGCAGAUACGCGAGUGAUGGUGGGAGACGCUGGAGGUUUGGGGGGGAAAAGAGGAGAGUGGAAAAAUCUUUGUUAUUUUACUUUCCUCCAGUCAAAGGUAACUUACUGGCAAGGUUUGUGCUUUGUGUGCGCUGCUGAACGAACCUUCAAAGAGGAGGGGGAGAGGUGUUGGGGGGAUAAAUGAGAGCUCUAGGAUUAGGGCGAGGUAGGGCCUUUUUGAGAGGUCUAUGGUUUCGAGUUGGUGCCAUUGCUGGACACAGCUUCCUACUGACCUUAGCAUCGAACAGGCCGGAGGAAGAGAUUCAGAUCCAGUCUUUCCCUCAAUGAAAGAAAUCCAGACGG